Molecule: messenger RNA, 1140 nt
Organism: Cucumis melo (muskmelon)
Lineage: Eukaryota; Viridiplantae; Streptophyta; Magnoliopsida; Cucurbitales; Cucurbitaceae
Product: NADH--cytochrome b5 reductase 1-like
Exons: 9
Coding region: 150-992 (280 amino acids)
Biological process (GO): electron transport chain
Molecular function (GO): cytochrome-b5 reductase activity, acting on NAD(P)H
Source: RefSeq, a predicted model, not a curated record
UUCCUUGAAGACCAAACUCAUUAACCCCACCAUUUUUCUUCAUUCGUACCAACCCAUUUUUCUUCCUUCCUACCAACCCAUUUUUCUUCUUCAAGGUCCUUCAAUUUCUCGCUAAUCUUUCUCUUCUUCAUAGUGUAAUCAAUCGCGAAAUGGAGGUUUUACAGGCACUUGAUUCUCAGGUUCUCAUUGGUUUAGUAGCGGCGUUGGUUGCCAUUGUUGUUGGUGCUGUUUUCCUGUUUUCCUCGAGGAAACCCGCAUCCAGAGCCUGCUUGGAUCCUGAGAAGUUUAAGGAGUUUAAGCUUGUGAAGCGUACUAAGCUGAGCCACAAUGUGGCGAAGUUCACUUUUAUACUUCCCAAGACUGAUUCAAUUCUUGGUCUUCCUAUUGGACAACAUUUAAGUUGCAGGGGGAAGGAUAGCCAAGGUGAAGAAGUUAUUAAAUCUUACACCCCUACUACUUUGGAUUCGGAUGUUGGAUAUUUUGAACUAGUCAUAAAGAUGUAUCCCCAAGGCAGGAUGUCACAUCAUUUUCGAGAAAUGCGUAUGGGGGACUCUCUUGCUGUAAAGGGACCAAAGGGACGUUUCAAGUACCAACCUGGUCAAGUUAGUGCAUUUGGGAUGCUUGCUGGAGGCUCUGGCAUUACACCUAUGUACCAAGUUUCUCGCGCUAUAUUAGAGAACCCAGAGGACAAGACAAAGGUUCACCUUAUUUACGCCAAUGUUACUCUAGAAGAUAUUCUGUUGAAGGAGGAAUUGGAUCUUCUUGCCAAAAGAUACCCUGAUCGCUUCAAGAUCUACUAUGUGUUGAACCAGCCUCCUGAAGUUUGGGAUGGCGGCGUUGGCUUUGUAUCUAAGGAAAUGAUUAAAGCACAUUGCCCUGCACCAGCUGCUGACAUUAAGAUUCUACGAUGCGGUCCGCCACCGAUGAACAAGGCCAUGGGCGAGCACCUUGACGCUCUUGGAUAUUCACCUGAAAUGCAGUUUCAAUUCUAAUCCAUGGUGUCAUAUCUUCCAACCUUUCCAUAAUUUAAAUUGAGAUGAAAACUUUCAUUCUAAAAAUUUUAUUUGUAUCAAUGAGCAUCAAAGUUGUAAGGGAUUAUUUUUAACUUUAAUAAUGGAUGUUUUCUUAAUUGAUUUUUCA